Messenger RNA from Colletotrichum paranaense, 1152 nucleotides. RefSeq names its product phosphoprotein phosphatase. The record is from RefSeq and is a predicted model, not a curated record. Lineage: Eukaryota; Fungi; Ascomycota; Sordariomycetes; Glomerellales; Glomerellaceae. The transcript is spliced from 2 exons. Gene Ontology annotation, biological process: protein import into mitochondrial matrix. Gene Ontology annotation, cellular component: TIM23 mitochondrial import inner membrane translocase complex. Bases 1 to 1152 code for a protein of 383 amino acids.
AUGCAACCUUCUGUUCCCCGGAUAUUCGCCAGAUCGCAACAGAUCCACCAACGUUGCUUCUACAAAACCGUCGCGCGCAAGCGUCCAGGUCGCCCACCCCGCGACUGCCCUCCAAAAGACACACUCUCCGAAUACAAUAACAAACCUUACCUUCCCUUUCCCACGACUCCCUCGCGCGAUUCGAGGCUCGUCUACACUCCACACAAAAGCAUGUCCGACCUACAAUGGUGGGCCAAGCCCGCCCCGGCCAUGGCCGCCCCGUCAAACCAGCAGCCGAGCAGUAACGGCUUCACGAUACCGGGUCUCGGCAACGCCGCGAACGUUCCCUUUGCCUCGACCUCCGCGACUCCUCUUCCUGAGCAAUCUUCCAACGGAAACCAACCCACAAUUCCAAAGGGACCUCGCAAAGCAGCCGCGGCGCCGCACAACCGUGAUAAGAUCAUAGCCCCCAGUGCCGCCUCAGGCGGCGUUCCGAACCCCACGCCGCAAUACCUCCAGCAAGCCUCCAUCCCGCCGACCCUCGUCCCGACCCCUCGACCGAUCCUCGUCGUAAUGGACCUCAACGGCACCCUCCUCUUCCGACCCAACCGCCGCAACGCCGCAAGCUUCGUCGAGCGGCCCCACGCGAAGCGCUUCCUGCAAUACUGCCUCGACACCUUCCACGUCGUCGUCUGGUCCUCUGCCCAACCGAAGAACGUCCAAUCCAUGUGCGACCAGCUCCUCCUCAAAGGCGGCCUCGGCGCCGCAGACACCCAUGAGGAGCGAGCCUCGUACCGCCGCCGCGUGCUGGCCGUCUGGGGACGCGACAAGUUCGGCCUCUCCGAGGCCGACUUCAAGCUCCGCGUGCAGGUCUACAAGCGCCUGGAGAUGGUCUGGGCCCAGGCCAACGUGCAGGCGGCACACCCAGACGCCGCGUACGGCGGCCGGUGGGACCAGACCAACACCGUUCUCGUGGAUGACUCCCUCGAGAAGGCGCGGAGCGAGCCGUACAACCUGCUGCAGAUCCCCGAGUUCUUUGGCGACGCCAGCGAGCCGGGCUACGUGGUGCCGCAGGUUCAUGAUUACCUCAACCAGCUCUGUUACCAGUCGGAUAUCAGCGCGUAUAUGCGCACGAAUCCGUUCCAGCUGAACGACGCAUACAGGCUAGAGUAG